UGCUUGAGUGUAGCACGACAGUACCCGGAUGAAGUGUCAUGGCCGCCGUCGCUGUGGUUCCACAGAGAGGAGAGGAGCAAGGCGAAUGUCUCAGCUGGAGAUUUUUCCGUGCUCAACAUUGUUUUUACAAUGUAGGACGACAGCGCCACACUACCUAGACCUACAUCGAGUUCUUCGUGCAGGUCCGGGGUCUGCAAAAUAUUUGAGAUCUGUUGUCUGAAAAUACAGAUAUCUGUGGAUCUAAUAGUAUGGAGGAUCACAUAAUAACUCAGGAUUCUGUCAAAAGCUGUGGGAUUCUUUCAAAGGAGGACGAACGGGAAAAGAUGAAGGACUUUGUCUACAAGCAUUUCCGAGAGGUUACGGAUCACCCUGUGCUGAUGGAGGAUGGAAGUGCUCGGAACGACAGGAUAGUGCGGAGCAAAAGCCACUGUAGGGUUCAGCAGGGGGCAUUUUUCUCUGGAAAGAUUCUCAGUUUUGGAUGUUCUGUGUGUAAAGACUGUUUUACUUACAGCCCCAAUGACCUUCUAAAACACUUCCGAUUAGCUCAUAGAGGCGCCCUUCCCACUUACCCGUGUGAUCUGUGUGGCUUUGUCACCAAUGAGUUCUCCGUCCUGCAGCGCCAUCGCAUUGAGCAUAGGAAUACUCUGGUGACCUGUGAGCUGUGCCAGGAUGGCGUUCAGUACUCUCUGCUCCUCCUCACCAGACACUACACCAUGUGUCACAGCCUAAACGGACACUUCACCUGUGACUGGUGCCACUUCUCCACCGUGGACGCAGGCACGUUUGUGCAGCACAUCCAUCACCAUAAAGAGACCUCCUGGAAGUGUUCAAAGUGUACACACUUGAGCACGAGUGAAGCAGAACACCAAAAGCAUUUGAAAGGCCACUCUGGUACAUUUCCUUUCACCUGUGACGUCUGUGGAUAUGGAACUGCAAAAAAGGAAUACCUCAAGAACCACAUAGCAGCUAUUCACAAAUCAGAGAAAAAGAGUGUCUGGACUGCUAUUGAAGACAAUGGGGAUGUAAAUUCACCUGCAAGUCUCAAACUUCUACUUAAAAAGACCUCGCCUCCAUCUGAAGAGUCAAAGGAAGAUAAUCAAAUGUCUAAAGUGAACAUAGUUUCUGGUUGUAAAGCUCACACAAAUGACAAGCUACUAUCAACUGUGUCUUCUGAUGAAGCAAGCCAGCUAUCUCAAGAUGCAUUGGCAAAAAAGGACAAUAGAAACACCAAAAACUGCAAUAAUAAACUAGAAACAUCAGUAGUAGAUGUGUUACAUGAGGCAGAGCACUCUCAGAGCUCUGACUCAAGUCAAACCAGCCCCAAUGGCAUGACUGUUGUCAGAGUGAAAAACAAACUGUCUCUUCCUCCUAACUGCACCACCAAAGUCAUUGGUUUUAAAAUGGUAGAUGGUAAAAAGCACUUAGUUCUUAAAGUGAUACAGGCAUCAACAGCCUCAGAUUCUUGUGCCCAGCAAGAUCACGGAGAGUUCCCCAAUGGUAGAAAUUCAACACUAGACAGCCUUCAGGCAGAUGAUAUAAUGACUGUAAAGGUAAAAGUAGAAGAGGAAGAAACAUUGGUUUCCAAUUUAGAUUCAAGUUCAAAUGAUACAUAUUUUAGUAAUCAUGCAUGUAGUAGUUCCAUUUCAGAGGAACAUCAUAUAACAAAAAAUCAAGAUCAGGAUACCAGUCGUUGUCAACCACCCGCUUGCAGUAAAAUAACCAUUAAAGACAUAAAUUCUGUUACCACUCAGCUGCUUAGCAAUGCUACAAAUUCCUGUGUUUCUCCAACUAUAGCAUCAAAGAAUUCUCAUCUUGAAAAUGGUGACUGUAUAAAUGCAUUGUUGUCUCAUACAUUAGCAACAGACAAACAUGUCUUUGCAGGAGACUCAUCCCUAGACACUACUGCUACAGAAAGAGACCAACAUUUAGUUUCAGCUUCUUCCAGUUCCUGCAGAGAUACAGGAAAUAGUUCUAUUCCAACACAAGAGGUCUUCACAUUUCAUAAUUAUUCAAAGGAGACCACUAGCUCUUCGCCCGAUUUUGGCCCCAGCAGUCACAGUUUAUUUGAGCUUUCAGCUGAAAAGGAAGUGUCACCACAAUUUAGGUUGGCAUUGACUGAGUCGUGUGAGACAGAGCAGGCCAGAGUGGAGGCAGAUGUAGAUGUGAAUAGGUGUGAAGAAAGGAACAGAGGGGGCAGUAGUGAUAUAGAAAUAGAUGGGUGCAUUGCUGAUGUAGAACUGGAGGAAAACCCAGAGUCUGUACUGCAAGAUUUUAACAUUAUUAAAAUUGAAGAAGAUAACAUUCCCAUAUCUAACCCACCAUUAAACCAUCUCAGUCCAGCAGCAGAUGAACAUUCUGAUACUGUUUCAACCCAACAACCCAAUAAAGAAAAAAAUGAUUCUGCAGGUUGUUCAGAAAACACUGACAUAAAGCAAAACAAAACAACAUUAAGAAUCCUUCAGUUGCCAGAGGGCAAGCAAUCAGUGUUGUUGAGGACUGCAGAAAGUCGCUUUGCUGUGCCAGUGCAUGUCAAAGCAUCACCAGGGUUUAAACUCAUCACAAAUUCAACAAAUCCCCAGAUCAAUGUGUCCUACAUGAAAUCAGCAGGUGACAAAACGGCUAACUCUGGGAUUGUGCUAGGUUCAAACAGCAAAAUAAUAGGUGUUCCUUCAGGGAAAGGUGCAGCACUUCUAACUGCAUCUAAACAAGGCAUUGCCAGUUCCUCAAACCACUACCUAAUCACAUCAGACUUGAAGCGCCCUUUACUCCUUCCUAGAACAUUAAAUAACACACCUGCUGACAAAACUACAAAGACUUGCUAUGUGCUGCAAAGGUCAUCAUUACCGGUGGCUCAAACCUCCCCUGCUCCAGGACUUAGACUUGCCAGUACACAACUUUCUCUUAACUCUCGGCCGCUUCUGGCUAUGCCAGCAAGUUCAGCAGAAAGCACUGGCAAUCUGCAAAGUGGUCGGCAAACAUUCUUGCUUCGAUAUGUUUCUCCUAAUAAAUCAGGCUUACCGGUGUCCAAUGAGGAAAUAAAGGGGACAAAACCUGCUGGACCACGUACUCAACCAAAUGACAAUGCAGGGAACAAAUUAUUUUUUAAAAUUGUAAGUCCUCCAAAUAGUCUUCUUUCUAAUGCCUCCCCUGUGUCUCGCAGUCACCCUCUACUUUUGGCCACAAGACCUCAGACACAGUGUUUCUUGCUGUCCCCAAACAGUCAUUCUGCUGGUAUAAAGAAAUUUAUUGCAGUACAAAAUGCUUCACAGGGCAUUGUUAGAAAGGCAAGUGUUUUUCACUCUCCAGUGAAGGUUCAGCCUAGUGAAGCUGAUAAACCUAUUCUAGCGCCUCGUCCAAUUCGACCACCAAGUCAAAGGAAGAGACGUCGGAAACUGCUAUUUGAUGAAUUGCCUGCGACUAGCCAUAAAGUACGAAAGCUCUCCAACAAAGCUUUGCCCGAGAAGGAGCCUGUUGUUUUGUGGAGCCCUGUAGCCAAAGACCAAGAGAGGACCCUGAGGCUCUCUCCCCUGAGCUCUGAGCAGCACGUUAAAUGGCCUAGACGAUGCCAGCCUGUGGUGGUGCUCAAUCAUCCGGACGCGGACAUUCCUGAGGUAGCUAGCAUCAUGAAGGUGGUUCAGCGGCAUAGAGGGGCUGUCACCAAAGUCAGCCUCUCUCAAAAAACUAUCCAAGCUCUCAUUGAUCUUUCAGCCACAAAAUCCUCAACCAAAGAUAACUCAUCUCAAAGUGACUGCCCUCAGCCGCGCACAGUGCAGAGCUCUGUCCGUGAGCGGUAUCUUCUCAAGCUAAAGUUGAGGAGAAAAAGCAGAAAGAAGUAUCGCCUUGUGCGCACGGUUCCGGACCCACAGCUCUCUGUAGUGUUUACCUGUUGGUUCUGUGGCCGCCUGUUCAACAGUCAGGAGGCUUGGAUUGGCCACGGCCAGCGCCACUUGUUGGAGGCCACAAGAGACUGGAACACUCUAGUGUAAACACAGACAUUUGUAAGGACCUAAAAUUGUCAAAUAUCCUGUACUGUAAAUACUGAUUUUUAUUUGAUUUUCAUCUUUUCAACAGUGCAUAUUCCAGUAAAUUAUAAUGCAAAUGAAAAGUGUGGAUGUUGCAUGCAUGCACAGGUCAGAUUUAACUGAAAUCAUGCCCUCUUUUCAGAGCACUGUUAAAGAGGGACACAUUGUUAAUAUGCACAUCAAUACACUGCUCAGGUAACUUCAAAUUCCGGUCUAUUUUUGCUAAACGUGGCUCUACACCAUGAGUGUUACAAACAAUGUGUAGGUCCUGUUUAAUUUACAUUCCCAUGUCCUGCCCCUCAAGUGGCCACAUGGACCACACACUCUGAUUGCAGGGUACAGACUCCAUGAUCUGUUAUUUAUUCACUCACUCUAUUUUACCUUUUCUUUAUAGUAACUGUAAAAUCUACUUGCUGUAACGCCCUGUAGCUGUUCAGUAAAUGUAUAAUUUUAUAGUAUUUGUUUAGUGGCAAGAUGCUUAUUUCUCAUUAUUUCAUGGUUGUUUACCAAAAAGGUGCUGUUGUAAUGAAUGUGUCAUUCCCCAAUAUGCAAAAGUGUACUAAGCAGUGGGAAACACUGCAGCCAAUGCUCUCCCCAAUCUUCCGAACACUAUCCUCUAUUGUCAUUUCAAAGAGACAUCCAGGGCUCCAAAAAUCCCUCCUCAAACCCUCAGCAUUGUUUGUUGGCGUUGUUUGUUGAGGUAAUUUCCAAAUGUAACAGACACGCAAAUAGACACUGCUUAAAUUCUAAAAACAGUGUGAUGUGUCCUCCACCCCGCUCCUUACUGACUUUUAUUCCUCACUGUUUUGUAAGGUGAUUCUGCAUCAGAGGGGGUUUACCAUACUCAUGACAGCUGUCAAUCACUGUUGCACUGUAACUGCAUGUUAUCUGCCCACUUUUCCAGUUUACUAUUGAUCUUUUAAGAAGCAAACCUCCAAUUGUUAAUCAUCAUGCUUUUUUUUUUGAACUAGGUUUGGUUUAUGGCAGUGUCCCUAAUGGCAACGCAUACCACCCAACUCUCCACUGGAACUAUAAAUUAAUAAUGCACAAUCACUAUUUGAGUAAUAUGUCAUGGUCACCACUUCUUUUAAUUCAGUUAUUUAAAAAUAUUUCGUAGCCUAAACCUAAGCCCAGAUAUUUUAUUUAAAAGUCGAAGAACUGGGACAAACAUGACAACUAUGGGACUAUGUUCUAUUGCUCAUCUUCUAUCUGUGAACAUGCACUCGAAGAACAUCACUCAAAACCAAGACAUUACUUAUUCUGCAGUGCUGUUUAGUUUGGUGAAAUCAAAAAAGUUAAUUAAAAUAUUAUUCUGUAUUUUGUAUACAUUUUUUGUUUGUUUGCCUAAAUCAUUUUGGAAUUCUUUGUUGAAUUUGAAUGGCCAGUCAUACAUAAUACAUUGUAUAUAUUGUUCAGUACAAAAUCUUUUGAUUUUUAAAUUACUCCACUAAAUGAGAGUUUAUCAGGCAUGGUGAGCAGGUUCUUUAAAAAGCAGCCUUUGACUUCUGAAUGGAUGUACGUGUUUGUGUCCACUCUGAGGUGUAGCUUGUCCUUCUUUGUGCAGGUACCUCUGUCCUCUCCAAGUGCCUCUGCGUCCCCUGGACUGGUCGACAUGUGUUCUGUAUUUUGUCUGACCUUAUGCUCUUGUUUAAUAAAUGUACAGAUCUCCCUA
Molecule: messenger RNA, 5694 nt
Organism: Periophthalmus magnuspinnatus
Lineage: Eukaryota; Metazoa; Chordata; Actinopteri; Gobiiformes; Gobiidae
Product: zinc finger protein 518A
Exons: 3
Coding region: 249-3986 (1245 amino acids)
Source: RefSeq, a predicted model, not a curated record